UAAAAUAAUCCCAGUCCCUCCCUUCUCUUCUUUUACAAAAACAAAUUUUAGAAGAGGAAAGAGGUGAUGAACUGAGGCUGUGGCUGUGGCUGUGGCUGUGGCAGUGGAUGUGCGUGUAGGUGUGGCUGUUCUGCUGCAAUGCAAUCGAUGGCUUCGAUGUCUCUAAACUCAUUGCCCAUUCAGCCCCCAUCGCAUCCUCGCAAACUCACUGACCCUUCUUCUUCUUCUUCUUCUUCUUUGGCUCCUCACAUCGGCGGUGCCUUAAAGCCCAUACUAGUCUGUGGAAACCCUCCCACCUUCGUCUCCGCCCCUGGCCGCCGUAUUGUUGCCGUUGGGGAUCUGCAUGGGGAUCUAGCCAAGGCAAGAUGUGCACUUGAGAUGGCUGGUGUCCUGAGUUCUGAUGGACGAGAUUUGUGGACUGGUGGAGAGACGGUAUUGAUUCAGCUUGGAGAUGUAUUUGAUCGAGGUGAAGAUGAAAUAGCUAUCUUAUCCUUGUUGCGUUCAUUGAAUAUUCAGGCAAAAGCUAAUGGUGGAGCUGUUUUCCAGGUCAAUGGAAACCAUGAGACCAUGAAUGUAGAGGGGGAUUUUAGAUAUGUUGAUUCUGGGGGAUUUGAUGAGUGUCUGGACUUCUUGGAGUACUUAAAUGACUGUGAACAUAAUUGGGAAGAAGCUUUUGUUGGUUGGGUUGGUGUGUCUGAGAGGAUGAAAGAUCAGAAAAUGUCCCAAAAUCGUUGGGGGCCUUGGAAUCUAGUGAAGCGGCAACAGGGGGUGAUUGCCAGAUCUACUCUGCUAAGACCUGGGGGUCCGCUGGCAUGUGAGUUGGCACGACAUGCUGUUGUUCUUAAAGUUGAUGAUUGGGUCUUCUGUCAUGGUGGCCUUCUUCCUCAUCAUGUUGCCUAUGGUAUAGAGAGGAUGAAUAGGGAAGUAUCUAAUUGGAUGGGUGGCCUCAGUGAGAGAGACGGUAGUCCACAAAUCCCUUUUAUAGCCACUAGGGGCUAUGAUAGUGUUGUUUGGAAUCGUUUGUACUCAAGAGACAUAUCUGAUCUAAAUGGACAUCAGAUUAAUCAGAUUCAAUCCAUUCUUGAGGAGACAGUGCAAGCAUUAGGUGCUAAGGCAAUGGUGGUGGGGCAUACUCCUCAAACUACAGGAGUCAAUUGUACAUACAAUUGUAGCGUGUGGCGCAUUGAUGUCGGCAUGUCUAGUGGGGUUCUUAAUUCACAACCAGAGGUUCUAGAAAUAAGAGACACGAAAGCAAGGGUGAUAAGAAGCCAAAGGGACACUUGUAGUGAACUUCAGGUGGUUGAUUACGCAUAGAUACAAGAGUCAUAAGGAACACUGUAAUUACUUUAAAUUCAUAGAUGAGGAUGAUGACAAUCUUAGCUCCACAAUCUGUUCCAAUGUUGGACCUCAAAAAGCUAUAAGAACAGAAGAAUUAAACGAUAUAAGGACAAGGCUUUAUGAGAUGGACAAUGAAAUUCAUCAACAUGGUAGAAGGCUUCAAAGGAUGGAGAAGAACUUCAAAAUUAUGAUUUAUGUCAUUGUUUUUUGUGUCUUUUUGUACUUUAUCAUGUAAAUCUCAAACUCUCUAAUGUUAUGACGAAUUUCAUGAAUGUAAUCAAAAACUUCUUUUGUUUUCUGUAUCUUUUUGUGCUUAAUGAUGUAAAUGACUGAGUUGUUAGA
This is a messenger RNA of Camellia sinensis, 1680 nucleotides long. NCBI's taxonomy places the organism in Eukaryota, Viridiplantae, Streptophyta, Magnoliopsida, Ericales, Theaceae. The record is from RefSeq and is a predicted model, not a curated record.